CCCAAGGGCUCGCCUUUCUCUCUUCACCUUCAUUUUCACUAAAACCUCUGGCGGGAUUCAAAAACCCUAAUCCAAGCUUCAACACACCAAUACGCCCAUCACUCUCAGAUUCCACAAAAACCCAGGUAAGUCCUCCUCCGCUUUCUCAAACCCACUUGGGAAAAUAGGUCACUCAAUGAGCUCUUUGGUUCCCCCAAUUUAAUGGGCCUCCCUCAAUUCCAAAGCACAAAGCUUUCAGAGCUAAACUUGAUUUCAAUUCGAAUUUCGUUUCUGGGUUUAUUGGGUUUUUCAAGUAGUGUUAAGUUUUAAGAGAUAAUGGGUACCAGCCAUGAACUAUAUAUCUCUGUUUGGUCCAAGGGUUUAUCACAGGUUUUCGUGUUGUGUAGUCGUAGCAAGAAAACUAACCGAUGGGUGUUUUGGUGGGAAUAGAGGGGAGAAUGGGGAUGGGUCUAUUGAGGAACCCAUAUCGGAAAGUUCAGAUUUUGAUCCAAUUUUGAAGGAGUAUGGUUUGUUAGAGAAUGAGAGCCAUCCCCGGGAGCAAUUCUCGGCGAGACGGAGCUUUUUCGAGAAUGUGAGGAGUUGUACUAUUAGGAUUCUUGAGAUUUUACAGCAGGAUGAACCCGGGUUUGAUGCGAAAGCAGCUCUGGAUGAGCUGGACAUAAAGGUUUCGGGGAUUAUUGUGAGGGAAGUGUUGUUUGAGAUAUUGAAGAUAGUGAGUUAUGGGAAUAAGAUGCAGUGUGCGAAGCUGGGGUUUAAGUUUUUCGUGUGGUCUGGUCAGCAGGAGAAUUACAAGCACACUGCGGACGCGUACCAUUUGAUGAUGAAGAUAUUUGCAAACUGUGAGGAGUUUAAGGCAAUGUGGAGGCUACUUGAUGAGAUGAUUGAGAAAGGGUAUCCAACUACGGCACGGACGUUUAAUAUUUUGAUAUGUACUUGUGGUCAGGCAGGCUUGGCUAGGAAAGUGGUGGAGAGGUUCAUAAAGUCGAAGACGUUUAAUUUUAGGCCAUUUAAACACUCGUAUAAUGCAAUUUUACUUUCCCUUCUUGUAGUGAAGCAGUACAAGUUGAUCGAGUGGCUCUAUCAACAGAUGUUGGCAGAGGGUUACUUGCAGGAUAUUCUGACAUAUAAUAUUAUGAUGUGUGCAAAGUAUAGAUUGGGGAAGUUGGAUCAAUUUCACAGAUUACUUGAUGAAAUGGGUAGGAGUGGAUUCUCACCGGAUUUUCAUACUUACAACCUUCUUCUUCAUGUACUUGGUAAGGGAGACAAACCACUUGCAGCUCUUAAUCUUUUGAAUCACAUGAAGGAAGAAGGUUUCGAGCCAAGGGUUCUUCACUUCACAACAUUGAUAGAUGGACUGAGCAGGGCUGGAAACAUGGAGGCCUGCAAGUAUUUUUUUGAUGAGAUGAUAAAGUACGACUGCUUGCCUGAUGUUGUAUGUUAUACUGUAAUGAUCACUGGAUAUAUUGUGGCUGGGGAACUUGAGAAGGCUCUAGAGUUGUUCGAUGUGAUGGUCACUGAUGGUCAGCUUCCAAAUGUAUUCACAUACAAUUCUAUUAUUCGUGGGCUUUGUAUGGCAGGAAAAUUUGAGGAAGCAUGCUCCAUGCUUAAAGAGAUGGAAUCCAGAGGUGUUAAUCCAAAUUUCACUGUAUACAGCACACUAGUAAGUUACUUGCGAAAUGCUGGAAAGCUUUCUGAAGCACAUGAAGUAAUAAGACAGAUGGUAGAGAAGGGGCAGUAUGCCCACCUGCUUUCCAAUCUCAAGAGGCAUAGAAGAUGUUGAAGUGGCAGAUUCUUUGAUUUGUGAAGUAUUUACUUCCCAUAAGAUGAAAUUAAUUUGAUCCAGCGUAGUUUACAUAAUGUAGCUCCUGGCUGUCUCCAGUGACACCAUGUACAACAGCUUGUUUCAGUAAUCAUGGAAGGAGAAAAGUGAAGUACGCACAACUUGUCUUUGGCUUCUAUUUUCCUGCAAACUGAUUGACAUAUAUAAAAUGCAGUUUGUCCAUGUUUUCCCUCA
Messenger RNA from Rosa rugosa (rugosa rose), 2014 nucleotides. RefSeq names its product pentatricopeptide repeat-containing protein At3g60050-like. NCBI's taxonomy places the organism in Eukaryota, Viridiplantae, Streptophyta, Magnoliopsida, Rosales, Rosaceae. The transcript has a single exon. Bases 329 to 1780 code for a protein of 483 amino acids. Gene Ontology annotation, molecular function: protein binding. The record is from RefSeq and is a predicted model, not a curated record.